UUUCACGUGAUUUACACGGGGUCGAUUUUUUUGCGGCGGUCCGCGUGUAUAUGUGGACGUGUCGUCGAUCCCCCUAGGACUUCUAUUCUCCCAAAGGUGGUAGGAUCAUCGGAACAAAUGGAACAAAUAAUCAACCCUCGCCAUGAGUCUAGUGUAUUGCACCGACGGUUUGAUCCAGAUACUGAUGCAAAUCUCUACAUUGACUUGGAAAAUUUGCCUCCAAACACACCAAUGAUGUCAUUUGAAGACACCUACGAUUUCGAGGUAGAUGGAGGCAUCGAAAUCCCUCUCUUCAUAGCAGGCCCCAUGAAAGUCUUACUUUGUCUUGUUGAGGAUAGCGUAUUUGAUAAUAGUGAUGACUUCAUGGAUGAUCUCGGCUACCGUCUGAUAUAUGACCCAACACCCUAUGAACCUGAGUGUGAUGUGUGCUGUUUGGUGGAGUGGCUCCUGACGGAAUGUCAUAAUUACGCUGAGUGUUUGACAGAGCUGUUUGGGUUGGAACAGAUUCGAAUUUUUGAGAUUAUGAGGGAGAUUUGGUGUCGAUUACGUCCGAAACCUGUGGCCUUUUCGGGGCUACAUGUUCAGUUUUCACGAGAGAUUAACUAUCUUACGAUACCUUUAUCUAAUAUUUACAAUCUCCCUCUAUUUCCAUACCUUGGACAUUUCCCACUGCCUUGGGAGGAGAGGCGAGACUCUUCGUUGGAGUGGACUUAUGGCUUCAUGUCGCUUGUUCAUGACGACAUUGUGAAUGCAGGUCGACGUGGUCCUGUAUCGUGUUUUCUUUUUAUUAACAUAAUGCGGAUCUUGCGUGCGUACAUUGCGAACGUAUUGCCUUCUGUUGAUGCGGGAACAAAUCCAUCCCUAUACGUAUUAAAUGCCAUCCGGGAAGACCAAGAAAUAGUGCUAUCAGCCAUCAUGAAACUGUCUAAGGCUCUCUUUCUCACGAUCGCGGAAUUGGAGGGAGAUUGGCUCCCUGAAGAUAGCCCACCGCCUCCGGGCUUUCGUAAAGAGGAGAGCUUAUGGUAUCGUCUCAGCAUACGACGAAUUGUGGAGAAUCUGCUGACGAUGAACUUUGCCGAGUUAUUUUUUAAUUCAACCACUCCGAAAGAUCUUUACAUGCAAAAGGUGACUUGGACAGUCAUAAUUGAUCCCUUGACAACCGGUGACCCGAACUCACGUGACGGGGGAUCAAUCUCGGUUAGAGUGGAUGCUCCGUUGAACGGUGUGGGCGUCAUGAAUUGCGGAGUCUCUGAUUGUUUUCGCCACUUCUGUGGUCUUCCUCAUCGUAUUUUCAAUCCUCAGUGUGAUGACCAUCUCUACAUUGACUUGGAGUGCAUGAAUCCGGAAACGCGCAUGGAACGGUUUGAUGAUAAAUACAAAUUCUGUGCGGUAGAGGGUGCACUCAUACCCGUCUUCAUAGCGGGUCCUUUGAUAGUGUUGCGUAUGCGCUAUGAAUGCAAUCAGAAUGUUGAUAGAUCUAGACGCUUCUUUGAGUGUCUCGACUAUACCUCGGUGUGCGAUCCAACACCGGAAAAUCCUCAGUGUUUGGUUUGCUGUUGGGUGCGAUGGCUGCUGACACAAUGUUGCGCCUUACAGGAUUGCAUAGACCACUUUCGCAAUUUGGAAGAAAUCAUCGUGUUUGAAGUGAUGCGAGAGAUUCUUCUUCGGCUGAAGCCGAAGCCUCUCUUCAUUUCACCUCGACAUCUUCACUUUGCAAAGCUGUUCAAUUACAUUGGACUGCCAUUGCGCAGUUUCUUGCACACUCCCGCUCUUCCCCACUGUAUUAUUCCAUGUAGCAAUUGGUGUGAUCGUUUGUUGGGUUCACUGGAGUGGACAAAUGGAUUUAUGUAUCUCCUCUACAAGGACCUUGGUGACCAAGGCAUUAGAAGCCACGUAGCACGAUUCGUCUUCGUUAAUCUCAUUCGAAUUUUGCGUCGACACAGUGAGUCUGCGUUUCCCCCGCAGCCUGACAUAAACUUUCCUCAAUACUACAUGCUUGAGGCUGUCCAAUGUAAUCAGGAAGAGGCACUACGACCAAUCAUGAAGUUUGCAAAAGCUCUCUACCUUGCCCUCCUGGAGUACGAGCCCUAUGGGUUUGUGUGUGAUACUCCACCGAUUCCGGGCUGUAGGAGGGAGGAGGUCUACGUCUACCAACACAACCUUCUACGUGUUAUGGAAAAUAUUUUCAUGAUGAAUGUUACCGACGUAUUCUACAAUAACGCCGACCUCAACAGCAUAAUCGUGCAUAACCUCGAGGUGCACGGUACGCCCAACGAGUGCAUGUGUCGUUUCGCCCAAUCCCUUCAGCAGGAAGACUGCUAA
Hydatigera taeniaeformis is the source of this 2322-nucleotide messenger RNA. The record is from the annotation of a GenBank genome assembly. Lineage: Eukaryota; Metazoa; Platyhelminthes; Cestoda; Cyclophyllidea; Taeniidae.